AUGCGAACUUCCUCUUCUUCCUCGUCCCACCACUUGGAAGAUGCAAGACGAGAAUCUCGUCGAUGGAAAGAGCCUCCGCAAAAGGCGCUACGUCCGGAAAAUAUCCAACUUCGAGAGAGCAGUAUGAAUGAGGAAAAAACUAAAGAUGCCAUCUUCUUUCUUGGUCGCGCUAUAGAAGAACGUGGUAUAGAAAAUGAAAUUGCGACAUUUUUAAAGCGGAAAUUUGACGAGAAACAUGGUGGCAGCUGGCAGUGCAUCGUUGGACGUAACUUCGGAAUGCAUCUGGACUGUGUUGAAUUCGUCCACAUGUACAUAAGCAAGAUCUCAAUCCUCUUAUUUCGCUGCUGA
Molecule: messenger RNA, 348 nt
Organism: Necator americanus (New World hookworm)
Lineage: Eukaryota; Metazoa; Nematoda; Chromadorea; Rhabditida; Ancylostomatidae
Exons: 4
Coding region: 1-348 (115 amino acids)
Biological process (GO): microtubule-based process
Cellular component (GO): cytoplasmic dynein complex
Molecular function (GO): dynein intermediate chain binding
Source: RefSeq, a predicted model, not a curated record